CAAGCCCUUGCAUCUCCAUCUCCUUUCUCUUUCUUCUUUCUUCUUCGUCACAAUACAUCCAUCCGCCCUUCCACGCCCACAGACGACCCCCAACGCCGACCUGCCCACAUUCAUUUGCACCCCACGAUCCUUAGCUGCCAAAAACAACAAAAACCCCUGUCAACAACCCCCUUUUCAACCAAUCAAAUCCCGUAUCAACCACACAAUGCUUGCCGCUGUUGCCAUCGCUGUUCUCCCCUUCCUCUCUGGCGCCUUCGCCAUUGACGGCUGCACCCGUAACGCCACCGUCGUCCAAGGUGACACCUGCGACUCUAUCUCCCGCCAGUACGGUGUCUCCACCUACCAGCUCGCCCUCGUCAACGACGCCGAGAUUGACGAGAACUGUGACAACCUCGAGCCCGACCAGACUGUCUGCCUCGGUGUCGAGGGCCAGGACUGCACCAAGGUGUACACUGUCGUCGCCAACGACACCUGUGCGUGGGUCCAGGAGAUGUACGGUAUCUCCAACGAGACCCUCUACGCCAACAACCCCCAGAUCGACGCUGCUUGUGAGAACAUUUACAUCGGCGAGGUCCUCUGUGUCGACACCGACGCCUUUGAGUACCCCGACUACAACUCUACCCUCUACGACUCUCUUGCGUACACUUACCUCCCUUACUGCGAUGAGCAGUAAUUGUCUCGCAUACGAGCCUUGUUCAAACUCCCACUCUCCUCCUCUAUCUAGGCGAUCCAUCUGUCAAAAGUAAUCCUAAUCCCACACCUCCCUAUCCUAUCUUGUUUGUCAUGCUUGCAACAAUGUAGCCAUUGUGCGGCAAUACUCUAUAUAUCCAAUCUUCUCAGUAUACCCCAUUUGCCCCGAUCUGCCUCAACGUGUCUAAUAAUCAUUUGGUUUCGACGUUUCGGAUUGUUCAUAUGUGGAGACUGUGGGGGGAUGAAGCCCGCGAGCUGUCAGGUACACGACACGGUUUAUGCAUCCUCAUCUUGAUG
Cryptococcus amylolentus CBS 6039 is the source of this 987-nucleotide messenger RNA. RefSeq lists its product as hypothetical. The transcript has 5 exons. The record is from RefSeq and is a predicted model, not a curated record. Bases 206 to 673 code for a protein of 155 amino acids. Lineage: Eukaryota; Fungi; Basidiomycota; Tremellomycetes; Tremellales; Cryptococcaceae.